Molecule: messenger RNA, 1523 nt
Organism: Nicotiana tabacum (common tobacco)
Lineage: Eukaryota; Viridiplantae; Streptophyta; Magnoliopsida; Solanales; Solanaceae
Source: RefSeq, a predicted model, not a curated record
CUCUCAUUUUCUUACACAUAAAAAGCUUGCACUCUCUUCACCCCUAAUCUUCUGUCCACUCUUCUCUCUCCUCUUAUUUUUUCUCUCUCUAAAAGCAAAAGCAAAAGCAAGAAGAAGACAAACCCAGUCUCAGAUCCUUCCAUUCUCCAACCCAGAAAAGGCUAUAAAAACAACAACCACACGCUCCACAAAUAUUACUUCUUCAUUCUUCUAUUUCCCUUUUCUCUUUUUAAAUUUCAUACAAAUUCAAGUAUAUAAAUAGCAUUGGAUUUUUGCAAGAACAUUAUUUUGUUUUGUUUUUUGAUUGGGUAAAUGAGGUGUAAAAAGCACCUUUCGGACCUGAGUAGCAGCGUCGGAGUCUGCGCUUCCUGCCUCCGUGAACGGCUCUUUGCGCUUAUUGCCGCACAGGCCCAGGCCCAAGCCCAAGCCCAAGCCCAAGGUCAGGCGCGAGCUCACGUGCAGCAGCAGCUGUUUCACGAGGAUCAUCGGAAAUCUGAUAGCAAUCCUCCGCCGCUGGUGUUUCCGCGCUCCGUUUCCCCGUAUAUUUCUCGCCGGAAAUCUGAUACGACGCCGUGGCAAUUCCAGCACAAUUCGCUUCCCUCUAUUCCAGAUCAAAGAUUUUACAGUACUCCACAAGUGGGUCCCAACAGUACGGUAAUUGCUGCUGGUCAUGGGCCUUAUAAGAAGAAAGGUUAUUUUAGAUUUUUCUCGGGUCUGUUUAGAUCCAGGACGGAGAAACUAGAUUCGGAUCCUAGGGUUUCGAAUUUCGGCGAUGCUUACCCGGCGUCGUCUUCUUCACCGUCGUGGUUCACAACGAUUCUCUCCGGUCGUCGGAAAAAGCAGUCGCGCACGUUUUCUGUAGAAGAAUCGACGAUCGGAGGUCAUCGGAGGACGUGUCGUAAUCGCGAUCGAGGAAUGUCUCCGGCUCGAUAUUCGGACGAUGAGGAAGACGAACAUUGUAACGGCGGAUCGAGCGGGUACUCGUCGGAGUCGUCGAAACAGACUCCGAGGAGAACACCGGCAGCUCAACAUGGCCGGCGAGGUAAAUCGAGUCAUAAUCGGAACCUCACCGGGAUGGCGUUUUGCUUGAGUCCUUUAGUGCGUGCGAGCCCGAGCAGAAAUUGGAAUCAGAAGGGAAUGCCGCCGGAAAUGAUAUUCUCCGGCGAGAUAAGAGUACCAACAAAGCCUCAGCUUUCCACAGCGACGUCCUUUUGCAAGAACAGAUCGAGGAAGCUUGCCGAUUUCGGAAGGUUCAAUCCCAACCAUUGAUUUCAGCGAACGUUGACAUUUGACCAAUUUGACGAUCACGACUUCUACGACUGUGAUCAUAUAAAAAUGAAAGUACGGUUUUGCCCUUGUUUGUUUUAGUUUUUUUUUUUCUUUUCUUCUCAUCAGUAUUUUCUCUGUACAAUUCCACUACAUACAAGAAAAAAAAUAAUCAAAAUAUUUUAUCUAGAUAUCUUUUCCAAUGUGUAACUUGUUUUCCGGACAUUUCAUUAGAAUGGAUUAUUCGCAUUACCCGA